Lagenorhynchus albirostris (white-beaked dolphin) is the source of this 726-nucleotide messenger RNA. RefSeq names its product MPV17 mitochondrial inner membrane protein like (gene MPV17L). The record is from RefSeq and is a predicted model, not a curated record. Gene Ontology annotation, cellular component: membrane; cytoplasm. The coding region runs from base 1 to 591 and encodes 196 amino acids. The transcript has 4 exons. Lineage: Eukaryota; Metazoa; Chordata; Mammalia; Artiodactyla; Delphinidae.
AUGGCGGGCUGGUGGCGGGAGCUCCUGCGCACCGUCCGGCGCUACCCUUGGCCCACGAACGUGCUGCUCUACGCCGCGCUCUUCUCAGCCGGCGACGCGCUGCAGCAGCGGCUGCGGGGCGGCCCUGCUGACUGGCGGCAGACGCGGCACGUGGCCACCGUGGCCGUGGCCUUCCACGCGAAUUUCAACUACGUGUGGCUGCGCCUGCUGGAGCGCGCGCUGCCGGGGCGCGCGCCGCGCGCCGUCCUGGCCAAGGUGCUGUGCGACCAGGCGUUCGGCGGGCCGGUGUACGUCUCUGCCUUCUACUUCGGUAUGAGUAUUCUCCAGGAAAAGGAUGACAUAUUUUUGGACCUGAGACAGAAAUUCUGGAAUACAUAUAAGAGUGGUCUGAUGUACUGGCCUUUUGUACAGCUGACCAACUUCAGCCUCGUUCCUGUUCACUGGAGAACAGCUUACACUGGGCUCUGUGGUUUUCUGUGGGCCACUUUCCUCUGCUUUUCACAACAGGGUGGUAAUGGUACCUUGAAAUCAGCUUUUACUUUCCUUUAUAUAAAGGGAACAGAUGAAGUUGAAAGACCUCCAGAGAAAUGACAAGUCAAGAACUCCCUGAAAUUGCCUAAUUUUUUCCCCUUAAAUGCAGAGGAUUGCCUGCAGAUGAAGUACCCUGCUUACCAGUUAUGUGCUCCAUUUUGAAGAAUUACUGUUCUGUAGACCCGAUUGUUUUGU